CCAAGUCCAUUUCCUCAAAAGAUGGUGGAGGACAUAGAAGCUUCCUACAUUGCUCUGAAAUUGGAGAAUGAAAUUCUGCAGGCCCACAUGCAGUGGCUCAUGGAAGAAAAUACUGUCCUGCAGGCCCAGAUCUCAGAGCUCCAGAAGCCCCAAGCAACCAAAGAGGAUGAACCUCUCCAGAAACCCUCAGAAGCCCAGGAACCCCAGAAAUGCCCAGAGUCCCUGGGUCCCCCAACAGUCUGGGAACUCCAAGAUCCCUCAGACAUUGAAGGGCCCCGGAAGCCCAAAGAUCCCCAGGAUCUCCCAACCUCGGAACCCCCAUCAGCCCAGGAGCCCUCAAUGGUCCAUAAGUUCUCGGCAGCCUGGGCCUCCCAAAAGCCCCCAAAGGUCAAAGAGCUCCAUAAGUCCCCAAUCACCCAAGAUUCUCAGGAGCCCCUAGAUACCCAGGAUUCCCCAGUGGCCCAUAAGCCACAGAAUUCAGAGCCUCAGGACCCCCCAAAUGGUCAGGAGCCUCAGGAGGCACCAGAAUGCCAGGAGACCUCAACACACCUGGAGCCCCUUGAGCUUCUGGCUCACCAGGAGUUGGCAGAGCCUCAGCUGACCCAGGGUCCCCUGGAUCCUUCAGAUACCAAGGAGUUCUUGGAAGUCCCAGCACCCCAGAAGUCCCUGGAGUACCUAGUAGCUGGUACAUCAGCAGCUUCAGAGUUCCCACAGUCCCUCAGGGGGUUAGAAGGUGAAGUUGUUUUCCUGCUAGAACACCAUUUAGCCUUUAAUGGGAAUGCCCAGAAGCUUCCUGAGCUCCUGGUUCAGUUGAAUAGUUACAUGAGAGUCAGAAGGCUCCCAUAUCCCACUGAAGCAGCCCUGGUGAGCUUUGUUAGAAAUUUCUCAAGCGAAGCAGGACUGUGGUUCCAGCCCUUAGUAGUUAUCCAAAGACACCUACUGGAGCAAUUUGAAGGUUUCAUACAAGUGCUCCAGGAACCUUUUAACAAUCCUGGAAACAUGGAAGAUGCCAACCACUGCAUCCUUCAGCUCUGCCAAAGUGAUGACCCUGGCCACCAGUAUGAGACCCACUUCAUCCUCAUUACUCCAAAGUUAAACUGCAUCCAAUUUCAGGAAGGGCUUGCCAGUUCUAUCUGAGAUGAACUAUCUCACACAAGGCCAGCUACCAACCUAUCUGAUUUGAUUACCCAGUGCAUCAGCCGAGAAGAGAAGCUAAGUGGUAAGCCUGAUACAAAUUCACAAGGGGUAAGUCCCUCUGAGGAGAGAACUGUACCUGGGAGUCCACCAGGUGAAAAUCAGCUUAUGCAGGCUGCCAGCAACUACCUACAUCUCACUGAAGCUGAAUGGGCCCACCAUCGUGAAGCACUGUGCCUCUACUGUGGUCAUUCUGGACAUUUUGCCAGAGAUUGCCCUGUCAAGCCUCAUCGAGUCCAGCAAGCAGGAAACAUAGAGGCCCGGGAGUAAGGGGGAACCCAGAUGGGCCAAUCUACAAAUAUGCAUCCCCCUCACUUCCAAUAUCUAUGUCCCUUACCCUAUGGCUUACUAUUGAAAUCAGACUGGGAAGACAACAGUUCUCUGAGCAAGUGAUGGUGGAUUCAUGCUCCUACAGAAACAGCAUUGACCAUUCAGUGGUUCUUCGAGAGAAGUUGCCCAUGCACAAUAUAAUAUCUUCUCUCUCACACUUGAAACCAUAGAUGGCUGUCCACUGAUUAAUGGAGCCAUAACCAAGGCACACCACCUGUUGAAGUUAAAAUUGGAAACCACAUUGAAGAGCUCCAGUUUGACAUUAUUCAUACACCACGGUACCCUCUGAUUCUUGGAGUCCACUGGCUUGAAACACAUGACCCAAACAUUGAAUGGAGUACCCGCACUGUGUCUUUUCAUCUCAUUAUUAUAACUACAAUUGUUUCAGGCACAGGUGGAAUAGAAGAUGUUGUGAUGAAAUAAUUGCUGGGUAGAUCCUGUGUCCUAGUGACUGUUCCUGGCCACCUGUCUUCUGUUAACCUCAGCUGUCACCAGCAUUUGCUGCUCCCAGAAUCUUCCACUGAAUCUCUGGCAACGAACUAAGGCUACCUGUACAAAAACCCUCCCUCUCAGAUCAUGGAUUGAGUCUGACAACUUUGAGCUGCUUUUUCUUUCCAACCUUGCAUGCUCCCCUUUUCCAACCAUCCAUUAAUGUAAGGCUGUUUUUAUUAUGAUUUAUACUAAAAGUAUGCAUAAGAAUAGAUAUUAGAAACUAACAUUGAGAAAGUGUAGUUGUAAGACUGACUUGAUUUUUUUCUUAUCAAGACUCUAUUUAUCAUUA
Messenger RNA from Manis pentadactyla (Chinese pangolin), 2305 nucleotides. It is a transcript of the gene RTL3, whose product is annotated as retrotransposon Gag like 3. Lineage: Eukaryota; Metazoa; Chordata; Mammalia; Pholidota; Manidae. The record is from RefSeq and is a predicted model, not a curated record. Gene Ontology annotation, molecular function: nucleic acid binding; zinc ion binding.